Plectropomus leopardus (leopard coralgrouper) is the source of this 1044-nucleotide messenger RNA. RefSeq names its product EMG1 N1-specific pseudouridine methyltransferase (gene emg1). Lineage: Eukaryota; Metazoa; Chordata; Actinopteri; Perciformes; Serranidae. Gene Ontology annotation, molecular function: rRNA (pseudouridine) methyltransferase activity; rRNA binding. The record is from RefSeq and is a predicted model, not a curated record. Gene Ontology annotation, cellular component: nucleus; small-subunit processome. Gene Ontology annotation, biological process: rRNA base methylation.
CAGUCCAUCUGAAGGUAUCAUGGCGGCUCCUAAUGAGAAGAAGCGUGGUCUUGAACAUUUGGACGAAUAUGAGCCAAAACCGGCCAAACACCUCCGCAGCCUGCACGAUCGUAUGGCAGAGAGGAGGCUGGUUGUUAUUCUGGAGGGAGCUUCGUUAGAAACAGUGAAGGUCGGAAAAACCUUUGAGCUGUUGAACUGUGACCAACAUAAAAAUAUUAUCGUAAAAAGUGGAAGGAACCCGGGAAAUAUAAGACCAGACAUCACACAUCAGUGUCUGCUCAUGUUGAUGGACAGUCCACUGAACAGGGCGGGCCUGUUGCAGGUUUACAUCCACACAGAGAAAAACGCCUUAAUAGAGAUCAACCCACAGACCCGCAUCCCAAGAACCUUCACUCGCUUCUGUGGCCUUAUGGUUCAGCUGCUGCACAAGCUGAGCGUCAGGGCCGCUGAUGGUCCUCAGAAACUUCUGCGGAUGAUUAAAAACCCUGUGUCCGACCACCUGCCUCCUGGCUGCCCCCGCAUUUCCACCUCCUUCUCUUCUGGAGAGGCUGUCUGUCCCCGCUCUUUGGUGCCCGAGGGCCCGGCUGCAGUGGUGAUUGGAGCAUUUGCACAUGGAGCGGUGAACGUGGACUACACAGAAAAGACAGUGUCCAUCAGUAACUACCCGCUCUCUGCGGCACUGACCUGUGCCAAGAUAUGCUCUGCCUUCGAGGAAGUUUGGGGUGUUCUGUGACAGACAGUUAAUAAACUACUGAGGUGAACCCGUCAGAGACAGUAACAUACACGGACUUUCUUUAAUGGACUAGGAGUGGAUAAGAUGUCCCUUUCACCAGCGAUGCCAUGUGGACUACGGACAUAUAACUCGUUGUACACUGUAUGUGUGUAUUUGAAUUAUGGUGUUUGGCCACCAUGUGUAUACUAUAAACAUGUAUUUGUGUUCCCUUUCAUUUAGAAAUAUGGCUGUUUUUAUACAAUUAUCAAUUGUACCAAUUACUGUAUUUUGCAUAAAAAUCAUUACAGUUAACAUUAAAAUAUUUGACUAAA